AGUUUACGACCCUACCGUUGGUCCGUUGGUCGUCCUGCUAGCCAGUUAGGUGGGUUGCCUCUUUCAGUUGUGGUAUCGCGCUGACCCUUUUCAUUCCCGGAAUGGCUAUGGAGCGCAGAGUUGUUGCUAGGAGCACUAGAAAUGAUGCCAACCCCCACGCCAAUUACCGCUUGAUUAGUGAAUGAGGGCAAGAGUAGAUAAAUAGUUCGGGGCUGACCAGCAAGGGAGCAAGACACGCGAAAUCUUCUGUCGCCAAUUUUGUUUCUCGUAAACUUAGACCGUUUAUUAAUUCAAACAUGAGCGGAGAAAACGUGGAAAACUCUGGUAAGCGCCAAUUUCAAGUGCUUCAUGUGGCCAUUGGAGAGCACACCGUGCCCAGUCAACCCCAUUUCUUGUCCAUGGUGAAUAAAAACACCAAGGAACUGUUCAAGUUCUUCGACGAGAUUGCCCAAGACGUGGAUUUUUCGUUCAAGGAAUUUAAUGAUUCGAUUGUGGAACAAGGUGGACCAUUGUCGAUUGGACAAGCUGUCGAAUGGAGAGUUGGAGAUUUGAAAGAGUUCUUGAAAAACCAGCGGAACAUUCUCUACAAGUACGAAGUGACCACGUAUACGCCUUGUCAUAGCAUGGUCACCGUGGUUGGCGAGGCAUCGAUCCUGAAACACAUCAUGGACGAGUUUUGCAUCAAGGGCCGUGUGCUCCAAAGCCGGAAUUGAGCGUGUCACAGGAGGAAUAUGCUACGGUGCUAGUUCAGUAAUUGACAAGGGCAUUACUCACCUUAAUUGGCUUCUUGUGUCAAGAUAAAUGAUCUGCCUUUGGGUGGGGAGAUGAGGAAUCUAAUUCGAUUGCUGUUGCUGCUGCUGCCUACCCCGCCACGAUCUACUAGAUCAUCCAGGUGUACGACUUGUAGUACGUGAACAACACGGACAACAGGCAUAGGUUCAGAGGACUUCAACUGCCAACCAAGUGCUUCUGAAAGCUAGCUACUAUGUAUGAAUAUGACACGA
Messenger RNA from Tigriopus californicus, 1004 nucleotides. RefSeq lists its product as uncharacterized. The transcript is spliced from 2 exons. The coding region runs from base 297 to 713 and encodes 138 amino acids. The record is from RefSeq and is a predicted model, not a curated record. NCBI's taxonomy places the organism in Eukaryota, Metazoa, Arthropoda, Copepoda, Harpacticoida, Harpacticidae.